This is a messenger RNA of Capsicum annuum, 377 nucleotides long. RefSeq lists its product as uncharacterized. The transcript has 3 exons. The record is from RefSeq and is a predicted model, not a curated record. NCBI's taxonomy places the organism in Eukaryota, Viridiplantae, Streptophyta, Magnoliopsida, Solanales, Solanaceae. Bases 1 to 264 code for a protein of 87 amino acids.
AUGCAAUCGUCAAUCUUAGCCCCAGAAGAAGUUUAUAAUUAUGCUAUAAAUAGAGGCAAAAUUUUGAAAACAAUAGGGUCAAAGUCAUUUGUGCUUAUUGUUUUUGCUAUUUUUCUUGUCAUAACAUCAAAGGUUGCAGCUAGGGAGUUGUCUCAAAGCUCCACUACUUCUCGGGACAACGGAUAUGGCGGAUAUUUUCCUGGUUAUGGUUAUGCCAGAGGAUAUCCUAGAGGUGGUUGGUAUGGAGGAUUGCCUCGGAACUAACUAAUUUAAUUAUAUACUAAAGGCGUGUAUGUGUGUGUAACCAUUCAGUUACUAUGGAUGGAUAGUCAUCAUGUCAUGUUUCGUUGAAUAAAAAUAUCAGAAAUUUCAGAGAA